Beta vulgaris subsp. vulgaris (sugar beet) is the source of this 2808-nucleotide messenger RNA. RefSeq lists its product as hypothetical. Gene Ontology annotation, molecular function: RNA binding. Bases 928 to 2493 code for a protein of 521 amino acids. The transcript has 9 exons. Gene Ontology annotation, cellular component: catalytic step 2 spliceosome. NCBI's taxonomy places the organism in Eukaryota, Viridiplantae, Streptophyta, Magnoliopsida, Caryophyllales, Amaranthaceae. The record is from RefSeq and is a predicted model, not a curated record.
UUUUCCGCGCUUUUUGAUGCCGAGGUUCGUGCCUCAUGCAUGCUGUGUUUUUCCAUCCAACCAUGUAUCAUAAGCACUACCCACAGCCUGGCACAUAUAGUUCCCUUCGUGCCCGUGCCGUGCAAGUCUAGCUUAGUGCCAUAUUCAGAUGGAGUCACAUUAAGCUGGCUCUAGUUAAUGAUUGGUUGUUUGUCGAAGAAAACAAAUCAGACUAUGCACUUUUGGGGAGGAUUUAUAUACUUUGUAUAGAUUUUCAUGAAGCUCUUAAAGGUUAAAGGAGGGUUGAUGAUUUGAAGACAAAAACAAAGGAAGUAGGAACUUUAUUUUGAAAUGACAAGUCACCAUAGUCUCCUUAUGACGAAAGACUUGGAAUUUGAAAUCCUCGGUUUUAGUAGAAUGCCCAAAAGCUAGGUUCUAUGUACUUUAAAGUUGAACUUUUAUCUGAUAGUGGGUCAAACUAUUUUGAGAAGGAGGGAGUAUAUGUAAAAGAUCAUUUAAGUAUGUGAAUCGUAGUUUGCCUUAGAUGGUGUAGAACCUUUAAAAUACCGAGUCGAGGUGACUCUUAUGAUCUCCGUCCAGCCUGACAUGCUAUGGACCCACAUAAGCAACUUAAAGGCAUGUUCAUUAUCACUGUUACUUUAAAGUCAUAAGAUACAGGUAAUCAUGUUUAGUAUGAAAACUCACAACAAGGAAAAUACUUUCUCUGGUUUUGAUAUCUUUGUUUAUAGUUCUUCAAAGACGCUAAAACCUCGAAACUAGAAAAAUAUAACAAUUAGGCACUAUGUUGUUUUUGGAUUUGGCUCAGCCUAUGAAACAUGCAGGAGGAGCUUCAGUGUACAAGCUACGAGGAUAACAGGGCCUGCCAUCCGCUUUGGAAUAGGAUUGACCUCAACCCGGAGAUAGAUUUUUAUGAAUUAGGAGGAUAAAAUGACAAACGACAAGAGAAACAGUGUAGCAAUUAUUUUGGGGGCAAGGAUUGAGCCACGAAGCACGGUUGCUGAGAAGGUCGUUCAACACUGUACCCAAAGUGAAGCAAAUGAUAUGAAAGCAUUGGAUUCUUAUUCCAAUGUCGAAAAUAUUUCAAAUGGACUUCAACCGGGUGUCUUUAGCAUGGAAGAUUUAGGACAGGCAAAGGAAGUAAUUCAAGACUCUAAUACUAUGGUUAAAUGCCUCGAGAAUGAAGUAACUUUGCAGCCACCAAUGCAGAGCCUUGAAUUGGUUGAAUCAAUGUCAGCUAGUCACUUUUUAGAGUUGGAUGCUAUCCAAUCUAACAAUAAUGGUGGAAAUGGUUCCCUGGUUGGCCUGAAUGAAGAACUUGGCAGUGGCACUGAUGAGGUUGAUGGCUCUAAAAGACCUGAAGAUGAAUGCAAAAACAAAGAGUCAUCAGUUCGUAUAGUUUAUAGUUCUUUACCAAGUCAGAGCAAAAGAAAGCUUGAAGAACUCUUACACCAGUGGUCUGAGUGGCACACUCAGAAUUUUAAGUCAGCUGAUGAUCUAGCUGAUUGUUUAGAAUCUGGUGAAGAAACAUACUUUCCUGCAAUACAUGUAGGUUCAGAGAAGUCUUUGACAGUGUCAUUUUCGAUGGAUGUUCAUGUCCGGAAAAGGCAACGUAAAGAGUCAUUAUCCCUGAAUAAUGAUGGCUCACCGUUGUAUGAUCGAGGAUAUGCUGUUGGCUUGGCAUCUGAUGAGGGGAUCAUUGAAGAAAGAGUUGUAGAUUUGCGUGAAGCUCCUCGUUGCUUCAAUUGUGGCUCAUAUAAUCAUCCUCUUAGUGAGUGUCAAAAGCCUCGUGAUAAUGCUGCUGUAAACAGUGCCCGCAAACAAUAUUUAAGCAAGAGGAACCAGAAUACUGGUCCCCGUGUUCAAACCCGGUACUACCAGGAAUCUCCAGCUGGCAAGUUUGAUGGGCUUAAACCAGGUGCCCUUUCAGCUGAAACAAGAAAGUUGCUGGGUUUAGGGGAGCUUGAUCCACCUCCAUGGCUUAAUAGGAUGCGCGAACUGGGAUAUCCAGUGGGAUACUUUGAUUCAGAAGAAGAGGAGCAGCCUUCUGGAAUUGCAAUCUUUGGUGAUGAGGAAAGUCAAAAUAUGGACAUGAGGAAUGGCCUGUCAUUAGAUGUAAGAAAAUCCCAAAAGAAAAUGACUGUAGGUUUUCCUGGAAUUAAUGCCCCUAUACCGGAGAAUGCAGAUCAGAAGAACUGGAUGGGUCCAUCACCUGAUAAUUCUUGGAAUCAGUCAAACCAUCGAUGGAAUCAUGCUCGAGAGGCACUGAAUAAUGGGCAUUUCCAUGGUGCGUAUGUGCCGAGAAAUCACAUAGAGGCCCCGCCUUCUCCCUUUGGUCUGGAAUUUAGUCCACCUGUACCUCAUUAUCUGCAAAACUAUCCUCCAAGAGAACCAUUUAGCCCAAGAGAUGCCUGGACUCCUGGAAGCCCCCACUAUGGGAGGCCAGCUGAUGCCAGGAGGCCUUUUAUGCUUCAUUAUGACUAUGGUAGUCUCUGAUCUCAUUCACACCUUUAUUUAUAUGGUUGUUAGCUUAGUUUGAGGGAAAAAGAAUUCAAGCAGUCCAUGCAGUGGGUUAUUUUAUCAGUUAGUUAACUGAUCUAGGCUGUUUUAAUGUAUGCUUUAACAGCUAUCAUUAGUUAGUCAUUAUAAUUGAUGAUGAUUAAUUUCGCUCACUAAACAUGACGGAGCAGAGCCGUCGGUUAUUAAGUGAAGCCAAAUAUUCUGAGAUGUUACCUUGGUGGUUUUACUUAAAGUUGGAUAUCCAUUUUACCUGAUGUGUAAUAUAUGAAUGUCGUUAUCUUUGUUGGUUCA